GCACACAGGAGCGCACCACUUUACUGUAGCAUCAGCACUGGAGAUGCACGCAUGCUGAAAGCACAGCUGCCCAUUCUGCCAGAAGAGGCACCUUGCACAAGUCGACCACCACUGGAGAAGACCAAGAUGACAUGUUCUGCAACUCUUCCUCCUCUACUUGAUUUCCGCGCAAUGUGGUUCCAUUUGGAUUAAGUUUUCAUUUGGAGCGACACCGGAGGAGAAAAUGAGGAUAAAUGUCGGAUGCCGUGGAUGAUGAUGUCCCACAAUGAACGCAGAUUUUCAAAAUCCGCCGCAAAUCCCUCGACCAAAGGUCCGCAGUCACCUCACCAUCAAAGUGCAGUCCAAGCUGAUGUCAAGACCUUCUCACUCUGUCCAUGGUCCAAAACCUCCUGUUGCCCCAAAGCCCAGACCCCUAUAUAAGCCUCACCCACAGGGGGAGCCCUGCCCUCAGCAGAGCCUCAGUAACGGAGACCUGGCUCACUCUGAUGGAGAGACUGAGGAUCUUCAUGAAAUGGCUGAGGAGAAUCAGGACAAAGAGGAGAAAAGUGAGGCAGAGGAGGGGGUUAUUGACAAUGGCACAGGAGACGAGGGCAAAGAGGACAUAGUAGAAGGAGAAACCAUGGUGGGAACAGAGAAGGAAGCAGAAAUAUUGGAUCAUGAUUGUGAUGCAGACAGCGUUGGCUCUGAUGACACAGUCAAAGCAGAUGAUGGUUCCACUAUUGACACUACGGAGGAUGAAAAUACUGAUAAUGACUUGAACCACCCUAAAAGUGGCUAUCGCACUGAUGAUGAGAAUACAUCAGUGUCUUCAUUUCUUCCAACUGAGACAGAGGAUGAAGCAGGAGAGGAGGAAGAGAGUUUUACUGAAAAGACUGAAAUUGUUUGUGGCCCUACAGGACACACAGGUGAACAUUUAGAGAAACAAACCCCUGAUAAAACACAGUCACUCAGACAGACUGGUAAAGGCACUGAUUGUGGAGGUAAUGAAGCAGACAGUGAGCAAAGUGAAGACUGUCUGCACAACGACUUACUUACAACUGAGACUGAACUGGAUGCUGGAGGAUUUGCAUUUGGAUUCAAUGUGCUUCCAACUGUGUCUGAGGAGUAUCCCUAUGAUGUGAUUGGCCCCACAGAUGAUGCUAGUGAUACAUGUGAGUCAUGUGACCCGGCUGAAACAGAGGUCUGGCAACCAGAACGAGCCACCAAGGACCUGUCUGGAUGUUUUCGAUUCACAUCCAGCACAGAGGAUGUGUUUGGGCCUUAUUCGGUCAUAGAAGCUGUUCCAGGAGAUGGAAGUGGCACCGCUGACCCUGAAUGGAGUCAGGAUGAUACUGAUGAUAAACCUUCAUCUGAACAUGAAGUGCAAACACCAGGUGCCUCUAACCAGGAACCUUACUAUGUGUCAUCAGAUGACGUGGACAAACUAGAGGACAAGCAAGCCCUGUCAGAUCAGGGUCACACUGAAGAGGGCACCGAGGAGUCAAGUCAGCACAAAGACAAAACAAAGGACAGUGAGUCAGCAGAUGAGUAUGCAGACAUUGACGAUUCACUCUGCCCUAAAGAAGAUGACUUCGAGCAAUUAGAGUGUGUCUCAUCGGAGGAUUACGUCGAAAUCGGUGAUGAUGACGAAGAGGAAGAAACAGAGAAGAAACAGAUCAGAAUAAAGAGUGCAAAAGAGAGAACGGCUAAACGAGAGCAGGCUUUCCAAAGAAAAAGCUGCCAGCCACGCCUUCGUUUGUGCAACAUCACCGUACCAGCAGACCUGGACCUGGGCCGCACCCCAGAGCUCACCAACAGGGUGGUGUUUGCCCACACCACUGAGGCCUUUGAAGAAGACAUCGAGGAACUGGACUGCCAUAUUGUGCCUUACUACGAAGACACAGACUCAGACAGCGAAGAGCAUAUAUAUGAAGAGGCUGGGUUUGACUCAGAAGGGGAGAACUUUGUGGCACUUGAUCGAAAGACAAUUGUCACACGGUCGCGUUCAUAUUCUGGGAAAGUUCCCGGUUACGUCCCAGAAACUGUCCCAGAGGAGACGGGGACAGAAUACCAGACUCAUGACUACUGCACAGUGGCCUUGGAUAAGAGCAGUGAACCUCUCAGCACCUCACCACAGAGAGGAGUCAACUGUCUGAUUCCAUCUGUGAAGUCUCGCCGUUUCAUGUUGUACUCCCGAUCUGCAGAGGGUCCAGAAUUGACCUUGACUACCCCAACAGAGAUCGACAAAUGUCUGAAGGAUGAGAUCAGGAUUAGGAGGAAGGAUGACAAUCUUUCCCUCCCGUGUGUCAUAACCUCUUCUGGAAGCUUCUCCCAGCGCAGCCAUCAGUCUUCCAGUGGUGUUUCCACGCCAACAUCUCUAGUGGACAUCCCUCCGCCUUUUGAGCUGGCAUACAUUACUAAAAGACCAGUCACCAAGAGUUCCCCGUCUCUCCUGAUCCAUCAUGAGCCCAGUGACAUACCUAAGAAGAAGAAGUCCUCCUUCAAGCGCUUUCUAGCACUGAAGUUCAAGAAGAAGACAGACUCAAAAGGAUACAGUGAUGGCAGUGUCCGCUCUUCACGUUCUUCUUCUGAGUCCAGCCACCAUGGCCCAGUGAGAGUCAUAGAUCUCGAUCGUAGAAGCACCGGCAGCUCUCCUCAGCUCCAGUCCCAUAUGGUGAACCCUCAACAACGCCACUCAGACCUUCCAUCUACCUUUGUCCUCUAUAACGACCACCAGAGGAGAAAGGGAGACCCCAAAGCUUUCGGCAGGGGCGUCUCCAGAGUAGAGUCGUUCGAGGAGCGAUCUCGCCGCUCCAUCAUGCCACUGCCUUUGACCAAACCACGCUCUAUCUCCUUCCCCAGUGCAGACACUUCAGACUAUGAAAACAUCCCAGCCAUGAGCUCAGACUAUGAGAACAUUCAGAUCCCAGGCAGACCCACCAGAUCCCACACUGUUACGGAGUUUUUUGAGGAUCCAAACCGCACAACAGCUACCUGCAAUGAGAACGACGGCUAUGUGGAUAUGAACAGCUUCCCUGGUAUUGACAGCAAACCUCAACCAUCAAAAGUGGACACUGAAAGUGCCUACACGGAGCCUUUCCCAAUGAACUCUGUCUCUGCUGGGCUCUCAGCGGAUGAGGACCACGGGCGAACCUCAGAGGAGGAAGAUGGGAUUGCGGAGCAAAAUUAUGACCGACAGAUUGAUGGCCGGUCCCGAGCGUUCUACAUUGCCAAAGAGCUCGUCGACUCCGAGAGACUCCAUGUCAGUGCCCUCAAAUACCUUCAGGAGGACUUUAGGUCAGCGGUGACUGGGCCGGCGGAUGAGGACGGUGAGCCGGUGCUGGAGGAGCAGAGGUUGGAGGAGAUUUUGGGUGUGCUGCCUCAGGUUCAUAGCCUCCAUAGCAGCAUCCUCGCCGAGCUGGAGGAGCGAAUUAGUCAGUGGGAGGAGAGCCAAAAGGUGGUUGAUGUGAUUUUGUCUCGCCGGGACGACUUCGGGGUGUUUGACACCUACAUCUCCGAGUAUGAUCGCAGCAUGUCUUUACUGGAGGAGAGCUGCAGGAACAACCCGGCUUUUGCCAGCAUUGUCAAGAAAUUUGAGACAAGAAGCCCAGAAGAAACUGAAGUCCCACUGAAACACCAGCUGCUGCAGGUUAUAGUGAGGGUCCUUCAGUAUCGAAUGCUACUCACAGAUUACCUGAACAACCUCUCUCCUGACUCUAAAGAAUAUGAGGACACACAAGCUGCCUUGGUGAUUGUGUCCGAGGUGGCAGACCAGGCCAAUGACAAUCUGAAACAAGGGGAGAACCUGUUGCGUCUGGUCCACAUAGAGUACAGCAUGAAGGGGAAGAGGGACCUUCUGAAGCCUGGAAGGAUGUUUGUCAAAGAGGGCACCCUCAUGAAGGUCUCGAGGAAAAGCAGGCAACCACGGCACCUGUUUCUGAUGAAUGACAUAAUGCUGUACACCUACCCUCAGCAGGAUGGAAAAUACAGGCUUAAAAACACACUCUCCCUGUCAGGGAUGAAGGUGAGCAAACCCACAGUGGACGAUGUGCUGAACUGUCUCCGGAUUGAAGUGUCAGACAUCACUAUUACACUCUCUGCCAGUUCGGUCGGAGAAAGGGAGGAUUGGUUCCACACACUGAGUCGAGCCAUAGCGGACCACGCUGCAGGACUUUGCACAUUUGGCGGACCCUGCAGUGAGGCUCGUGAAAAACUGUGGAUGGCCCUGGGUGAGGCUGCUCCUGUCCUGGUGCCAGUCUCUCAUGUGAUGAUGUGCAUGAAUUGUACCUCUGACUUCAGUCUCACACUCAGACGACACCACUGCAGUGCCUGUGGAAAGGUGGUGUGCCGUGCUUGUUCCAGAAACAGAUACCCACUGAAGUACCUCAAAGACCGAGUGGCCAAAGUGUGCGAUCACUGCUAUGCCGAGCUCAGGAAAAGAGGUGGAAGCAUGUCAGGAGCCUGUGGUAACUCCAGCCCUCGGACUCAUCGAACCAGUCGCCCCCUCUCUGCUGUCUUCCAGAACCUACAGCCCCCGAAUUUGUGGAAGACCAGGAAGAGCAGCUCCCCUCUCAGCCAGGUGUCACUCGGUGUGGAGGGCUCCACCAUUAGCGGGAGCCUGCAGCGCCGGAAGAAGAGCAAAAGGAAGUGGAAACGUCUGUGGUUUCUCCUCAAAGACAAGGUGCUCUACACCUUCACAGCCCUUGAGGAUAAAGUGGCCUCAGAGAGUCUUCCUCUGCAGGGCUUCACCGUCAAGCUGACUGAGAGACCAGAGGGGGAAGAAAGCGGCAACGUUUUCCAUUUGUACCACAAGAAGACACUCUAUUACACCUUCAGAGCCGAUGAUCCGCACACUGCACGCAGGUGGGUCAAUGCCAUGGAGGAGGCUACAGUUUUAUAGCACCUGCUCAGUUAAAUGAACAAACCCUGCUGUCUGUGACUGCUACACCUCCCUCGUGGAGCACAACAUAGCUACCUGCUGCAUCUGAACUCAGACCACCAGUCAGGAUUCAUCACAAAUUAUGGGAUAUUAAGAGACAGUUUUAUCAUCAAGGGGAUUUUAGACAAGGCUGCCACCCUGUGGUGAGGAGGUGAAAGUGACAGAAGCCAGAAGAAAGCCACUAAAGAGAAGAGAAGUGGAAAGUAAUGAUGUAAUACAAAAAAGCUCUCUGGUUCUCAGUGUUCUAAAGGAUUUUACAGAAGCUUGGAUUCAUUAAAUGCAACAUCUGAGAGCUUCAGAGAGAACAUUUCACUCCAUGUGCUUCACCUUUUUCACAAUGGCCAUCUGAUAAGUUGACAACUUUUCUAUGUUUGCUGUGUCUUCUGCCAGAGUGUCCACUGGAUUAUUCAAUCACUCUUCAACACCACAUCCUUUGCAGUUAUGCGCGAGACAAUUUCACUCUGCAGCAUUAUAAAAAGCAAACACCAGUAUUCAUAUGUUGUAAAAGGGAAAAUAUUUGCCAGUGUUUUUGAGAGAUAUUUGUUAUUCUGAAUAUAUAUUGUGAAGUAUACACUGCAGAUAUUGACCAAGUGAAUUAUAUGAUUUAUUUGUAUAAAAACUGUGUUACAUGAUGUUCUGAGUAAGGGUUUCGUUGUAACCAUCACAAUAUGUGUGUAUUAUAUUUGUCGUGGAGUUUUACACAGCGUUACACUUGUAUUGAAUUCACAAAGUUACAGAAUGACCCUCAGCAUGCCUACCAAGCAGAAGUAUUUCUUUAUCGAUGAACACUUUCAAAGACGCUUUCUAUUUUAAUCUGUAGGUUUUUGAAUCUUUUUGAAAUUUGUCAUACAGUUCUGAAGUGCCAAUUGCUUUCUUCCAGUUGAAUGCAGUGCAAGGUGCAAUUGUUGAUGAAUGUGCCUGAAAUGAAAUUGUACUCCUCAUUCUUUAUGUUAUCACAGUACUGUACGGAAAAACUUUGCUUUUUAUCCACUUAUGUACUUUGAAGUUUUAGUAUUUUGAACAGUUCAGUAACUGUCCAGUAACAUGAGAAUAUAGUAUUGUGCCAUUUUUAUGAAUGCCUUUUCAUGCUGUAUAUACUUGGCUAGAUAAAAUCAGUCUUUAUCCACGUCGACAGAAACCGUUGAUAAAUGCCAAACUACCUACAGUAUGAUGUCCUUUCAGUGAUAGAGUGAUCUGAGCCUCUCAUGUUUUCAACAGAAAAGAGGACACUAGAAUUGUUUUUUGUAUUAUUCCUGUUGUUUCAGCAUAUUCAGAUUUUCACACUUUCUCUUAAAUAACCUACCUAAAGGCAUUAUCUGUUCCAUUCAGGUUGCAGCUAUACUACAUGUGGUCCUUCACCCAUCAGCUAUUUCUAAAGCACACAUCUCUUCAUUAAGAGCUUUUCUACCCGUUUCUUAUGGCUCACACCUAUACUGUUAUAUGGAUUGUACCUCUAGCAUAUAGUGUAUUGUAAAUGUUUAUGUAUAUAGAUACAUAUAAAAAAUAAAAUGCUUUAAAAACCUCACAUAA
Messenger RNA from Acanthochromis polyacanthus (spiny chromis), 6448 nucleotides. RefSeq names its product FYVE, RhoGEF and PH domain containing 5a (gene fgd5a). The transcript is spliced from 21 exons. NCBI's taxonomy places the organism in Eukaryota, Metazoa, Chordata, Actinopteri, Pomacentridae. Gene Ontology annotation, molecular function: metal ion binding; guanyl-nucleotide exchange factor activity. Gene Ontology annotation, cellular component: cytoplasm. Bases 266 to 4879 code for a protein of 1537 amino acids. The record is from RefSeq and is a predicted model, not a curated record.